UGCGACACCAGGAAUAUGUUCCUGGGGUUUUAACCGGAUAUCAUUGGAGAGAGAUGUCGUUAAAGUAAAUCACAAGUACAUUUAUAUUACCAAAGAUCCUCCACAAACGAAGAUACAUUCAGAUCAAACUCCUCCUGCUUUUUCUUCUACCGGAAGUCUUCAUAACAAAGAGGAUCCGUGGAGCUGUCGACACAAUGGGGAUCACCAAGCUGGCCGAUCUGAUCCGCUCUGAUGCUCCGGAUGCUAUUUCUCACAAGGACAUCAGUGACUACACGGGAAAAGUAAUCGCACUGGACACCUCUGUUGUCGUGAACCAGUUCCGUGCUGCGACACCUUCACUAAGCCCACUGACAGGUCUCUUCUUCCGCACGCUCACCUUCCUGGAACAUGACAUAAAGCCAGUCUUUGUGUUUGAUGGGAAGCCUCCAGAGGAAAAGACAGCUGUGCUCCAGAAGCGAGCUGAGACCGCUGGUUGGAGGUCAGCCAACCUCACUGGCGCAGCAUCAUCCCAGACCAAAGACUGUCUCCAGCUCCUGAAGCUUCUGGGUGUACCUGUCAUCCAGGCUCCAGGGGAUGCUGAAGCGCUGUGCGCCCAGCUGGUGAGAGAGGGGACUGUGGACGCUGUGGCGUCAGAGGACAUGGACACACUGCCAUUUGGAGCCAAUAUUCUCAUUCGCCAGCUAAACGCCAAGAAGGACAGUGAAGUUGUUGAAUAUUCUUUAACCAAGCUGUUAGAGAAACUCAAAAUGAAUCAAGAGGAGUUUGUUGACCUGUGCAUUUUGUUGGGCUGCGACUACUGUGACAAGAUAGCCGGUUUGGGUCCAAAGAGAGCUCUGGCAUUGAUCCAGAAGCACCAUACUAUUGAGAAAGUUGUUUUGGAGAUCAACAGAAAGACCUAUCCUGUGCCACAUUUCUGGAGGUACAAAGAAGCCCGUAAGAUAUUCUUGGAUGCGCCACAAACAGAAGCUCCUGAACUCACCUGGACUGAGCCGGAUGAAGAAGCCUUGGUUCGGCUCCUCUGUCACGUCAAAUAUGUUAAGGAGGACAGAGUCCGUCAUCGAAUGGAGAAGUUCCGUCAGACGCGGGAAAGUAAGCGGGAGGAGAGGGAAAGGGAGAGGGCAGAAGGGCAUAACAGGCAGACUUGCAUAAAGGACUUCUUUAGAGUUACAAGGAAGAGGGAACAGCCCAUGGAAGCUGCAGACCCUUUAAUCAACAACAGGAAGAGACCAAAGUCAAAAUAAGGCCGCCAACAUCUCCCCCUUGCUGUCUGCACCAUUCCACCAUCCAAGUUUGAAGAUUCUUUUCAACACUUUCUAAGAUGUUUGCCUUUCCAGACAUCUCAAACAAUUAACAGACAUUCCUGUGAUCCAGAUCUUGAAUUUCUGAGGUUUCUUUUUAACAUCAUGCUUUAUUUCUGUGCUGAUGAGACGUUGAAACGUUGUGCAUCCUCAACAUCCAUGUCAGUGACUAUAUUCCUUAUAUUUUGAUUUUAUCUUCCGUCACACAAAUAAUUGUUAAUUUCAACAGUUUCAAAGGCUGCAGCUUUACAUGUUGAAUCAUGGUUUUGUAUUUGAAGAAAAGUCUGCUUUUCCAAGUGCUUUCUAGUCACCUCGUAAUUUAGAAGAAGCGAAAACAGGCGUCUUGCAAGACUCUGACCUAAAGUCUUUGUCUCUGCAUGGGGAUCUGAUCUUAGCGGCAGUGUCUGCAACAAUGCAGUUUACUGAGCAGUUCUUCAGUGUAUCCAGCAUUUUCCUGCAAAGCUACCAAGACAAGCUGAGCAGGCGGUGGACGGCUAUGAAAGAGAACAGUGUGAUCACUGUUAUUAAGUCCUUCCCCCACGCCAAAACUGGAGACAGGGGAUGUCUCAUCACUAGAUAUUCAAUGAGCACCUGUUGUGGAAAGGGUGCCAAGGCAGGGACCAAAGACUUGAAUUUUAAAACAUGUACGUAAGUUAAAAAGAGAUAGCGAGAUGUUUAAAAACCAUGUGAAGAAAAGUUUGUGUUUUGAAAAUACUUACAGUACACUGUAUGUUUCUCAUUUUGUUUUUAAAUGUAAUGCUGUUGGCCAUUUUUAAUUUAAA
Molecule: messenger RNA, 2080 nt
Organism: Anoplopoma fimbria (sablefish)
Lineage: Eukaryota; Metazoa; Chordata; Actinopteri; Perciformes; Anoplopomatidae
Product: probable flap endonuclease 1 homolog
Exons: 11
Coding region: 195-1241 (348 amino acids)
Cellular component (GO): nucleus
Molecular function (GO): 5'-flap endonuclease activity; DNA binding; manganese ion binding
Source: RefSeq, a predicted model, not a curated record